Dermochelys coriacea (leatherback sea turtle) is the source of this 2350-nucleotide messenger RNA. RefSeq names its product butyrophilin-like protein 8. NCBI's taxonomy places the organism in Eukaryota, Metazoa, Chordata, Testudines, Dermochelyidae. The record is from RefSeq and is a predicted model, not a curated record.
AGCACAUCGUCAGGAGAAGCGAGGGCAGAGCGCAGGUUACUGCGCAUGCUCAGCGCCCCCUGCUCGUGUCGUCACGUCGCGGCGCCGCGGCCCGCGCAGACCCGGCUUGGAAGGGGACGCGCAGGGGUUAUGGAACUGUCUGCCAGCAGUGGGCUCUGGGCCUUUGCCUUCUUCUGCCAUGUAGGAAUCCUGGUCGCCUCAGAAAGCUUUACCCUGAAAGGAUCAGAUUCUCCAGUGAUUGCCACAGUUGGCACAGAUGUCAUCCUUCCAUGCCAGCUUUCACCUAGGACCAAUGCCAAACAGAUGGAAGUGAGAUGGCAUAGCAGUGAGAUUGCUGGACUGACCCAUCAUUAUGUGAAUGGGCAUGAUGCCCUGCAGAAGCAGAACCCACACUUCUGGGGAAGGACAGAGCUGUUCAAGGAGGAGCUUCCCAAUGGCAAUGUCUCUCUACUGUUGAAGAAGGUUCAGGUGGCAGAUGGAGGCAGCUAUGUCUGCUACAUUGGCAACAAAUCGAAUUAUUUGGAAAGCCUUGUGGAGUUAAAAGUUGGAGCUGUUGGCACAGGCCCGACAAUCUCUGUGCACCGUUCCCAGGACCAGGGAGUGACACUUAUUUGCAGUUCAGAAGGGUGGUAUCCAGAACCAGCAAUAAUGUGGGCUGACUGGCAUGGUCAAAGACAGAACUCAACUAUCUUGUCUGUAAAAGAUGUUCAAGGUCUAUACAAUAUUCAGAGUCACGUGGAUGUGAAAGAUAACAAGAGCCAGGUCCUGGUUUGUCGGCUCCAAAGCAACUUCUGGGACCAGAUAAGACAGUCGGAGCUGCAACUUUCCAGUGAUUUAUUCCCAUAUGAUAAACACCCAUAUGUAGUCACCACAGUAAUAUUAUGUCUAUCGCUCGUUAUAUUUGGCGUGGUUACAGGCUUCAUAUUCAAAGAGAGAGAGAAUACAAAGGAAAACUUCAAUUGCAAAAGAGCUAUUGAAGGCCCGAAACUCAGCUGUGCAAAUCAGAGUGGAUCCUAACACAGGCCCAUCCCAACCUUCAUUAUUUCAUCGGAUUGCCUACUGUAAGCCACAGUGACCGGAAGCAAGAGGUGAUGGAUACUCCAGAGAGAUUUGAUGGAUGGGCCUGCGUGCUGGGAUCUGAGACUCUCAGAGCUGGGAAGGACUAUUCUGGGAAGUAUAUGUGGGAAAUAAAACAGACUGGGAUCUUGGGUUACAGAUGGGAAGGCUAAUAGGAAAGGCUGGCGGAUUUGAAGCCAGAGAAGGAUACUGGGGGAUACGAUUUUUUAACAGUACUGAUUAUAAGCCUUUGAGGAUCUGCAGUUAAACUAAAACUUGGCAAACAGCCUAAGUAGUUGGGGUUCACUUGGAUGGUAAGGCUCAGAGGUUAGAUUCUAUGAUGUUUCAGCAAUGUCUCACAUUACACUUUUAGCCUGAAAUCCUCUCUGGAUGUAAAACCCCUAUUUCUGUCCUGGUCUGAACAAAAAUGGGAAAACACAAAGACCCCUCUCAAACUUUGUUUUCUCUCUCCUGACUACUCUGGACCUGAUGUCUUCCAUUCCUUCAACCUCACAUCUCCACUUUGGAGCUCUGGAAGGCACUAAUGGAAAGGAUGUGGCCAUAGAACACUCCAGCCUUCAAAUAGUGACGAUUGCCACCCUUCCAUUUCUACACCAGGCUCCUUUUGUACAGAAGCAGGAGCCAUCCCCUCAAUCUGGCAAUAUGCACAACUAUGUAUAGGUUCUUAGUUCUUAGUUAGCUGUUGGACUGUGGGGUUUAUUGUCCACCCCGACCACGUUUCCUUGUGGGGGCUUAAUUCCCAAAGUCCAGGGGUUUAAGUCCUGCAAUAAACCCAUGCCAAUGGAUGACGCCCAUGCUGCUUGUUUAACGGAUUUGGGGGAGGCUCACCACGCAGACAAGUACAGGAUUGUAAAGGGUUUUGCCCUGGAACAAAAAAGGAGCAAGACUUUCACCUCAAGCAGCUCCUUAUGAUGGCAGCACUCAGACCACAACCUCCAGUGGAGUGGCAAGACCCGGCACUGAGCUCAUUGGUGCGUAGUGCCCUGGUGGCAGUGGUGGAAGCAGCACUGCGGAAGGAAUCUGGCAGAGAACCAGGGUACUGCCGCUCCCCGGCGCCAAAGCGGCAGGAUUCACCCGGUAAUGCUCCCAUUCCCUGGUGCAGAAGCAGCACCGGAAGCAAGGGAGGAGUGGAUCUCCAUCCCAGAGAACCACCUGUGAUGUUGCAUUCUAUAUGUUUUAAGGAAAUAUGCUUAUGAGUGUAAUUAUGAUGUAACUGAACUAUGCUUUAUGCAGAAGGUCUCUUGUAAGCUGUCAUUACAAAGCUUAUGAUCUA